CCUGAGGCUCGGGCCGCGUGGAUUCGCCUGCUGCGGGCCCGGUUGCAGCAGCUGCUGCUGCGAUGACCAAAAUAAAGGCAGAUCCAGACGGGCCGGAGGCUCAGGCGGAGGCUUGCCUCGGGGAGCGCACUUACCACGAGCUGCUAGUGAAUCUGAACCCCAUCGCGCAGCCCCUGGCUUCUCGCCGUCUCACGCGGAAGCUCUACAAAUGCAUCAAGAAAGCUGUGAAGCAGAAGCAGAUUCGGCGCGGGGUGAAGGAAGUUCAGAAAUUUAUCAACAAAGGCGAGAAAGGGAUCAUGGUUUUGGCAGGAGACACAUUGCCCAUUGAGGUAUACUGCCAUCUCCCAGUUAUGUGCGAGGACCGGAAUUUGCCCUACGUCUAUAUCCCCUCCAAGACGGACCUGGGGGCAGCCGCAGGCUCCAAGCGCCCCACCUGCGUGAUCAUGGUCAAGCCCCACGAGGAGUACCAGGAGGCUUAUGACGAGUGCCUGGAGGAGGUGCAGGCCCUGCCCCCACCCAUGUGAAGGACUCGGGCACUUGCUCCAGAAGUGGUUGGUCUGGCAGUGGGCCAGCUGGUUGUCCUCCUGCGGCCUGUGUCUGUGCAUCGCCCUGGUCCCCUGCAGCAUUGAUCUUCCCGGGCAGCUCCGCCGGCUCUUUUGUGAAGGCAUAGCCGGAAUGUUCCAUUGAGCAUUGGUGAAGACCACUCCGAGGGUAUAGUGUGGGGGAAGUAAACGCUAAGACUAAAAGGUG
Molecule: messenger RNA, 750 nt
Organism: Lynx canadensis (Canada lynx)
Lineage: Eukaryota; Metazoa; Chordata; Mammalia; Carnivora; Felidae
Gene: NHP2
Product: NHP2 ribonucleoprotein
Exons: 4
Coding region: 63-524 (153 amino acids)
Biological process (GO): snRNA pseudouridine synthesis; rRNA pseudouridine synthesis
Cellular component (GO): box H/ACA snoRNP complex; nucleolus
Molecular function (GO): box H/ACA snoRNA binding
Source: RefSeq, a predicted model, not a curated record